AUUCUUUACUCUAAAAGACCAAGUCCCUUCAAUCGACUCUAUUAACCCCUCACUAGCGAAUCCCUGUCCUUAAAUUUCUUAUUACUUGGUACCAUUAUUAUAAAAAAAAAAGUUGAAAAUACCAAAUACGUUUUUAGAACAUUUUACGUAGACGAGCCUAUGAACGAAGCUAUCCAAACAUGGACUGAAAGUAGCCCUUGUGAAGAAUUAGACGAAUACUGCAAAAAGGGCCUGCUUAAAGGAUUAUCUUUUAAAGCCGUGGAUAAACAAGGGAACAUUGUCGGAGUCAGCAUCUCUGGAGCUACCAGUCUAAAUGAGAACGCAGACAAAAUAUUGUUGGAGGAAGCUGAUCAUUGCAAGAAUCCAAAAUUCCAAAAGAUACUAUAUAUAAUCGCGAAACGGGAGGAAGGAGCUAAGUUGUGGGAGAGAUUUCCGCAAGACAAGGAGCACGUCGAGGUGUUUGUGACCGCAACUGACCCCAACUGGAGAAAACGUGGCAUCAUGAAUAAACUUAUUGCCGAAACUGAACGGCAGUGCAAACAAAAAAACCUUCGUAUUCUACGGUUAGAUACGUCUAGUGCAUAUUCUGCCAUGUCGGCAGAGCGAUUGGGUUUCAUUUGUGUCUAUAAAGCUUUUUACAAGGACCUCAAGAAAGAUGGCCAGCCACUGAUAAUUCCUAAAGAACCACACGUAGCAGACAGUGUUUAUAUUAAAACGCUAUACGAUUGAGUUGUUCAGAUUAAUCUUCAUAGUUGAUAUUUAUCAGCUAUUAUUUAUUAUUUGUAUUUCAUCUCUAAUAAUAAAGCUGUUAAAGCUUGUUUGUUUGGUUGAACUCUAUAAUAUCAGGAAACGAACUG
This is a messenger RNA of Diatraea saccharalis (sugarcane borer), 857 nucleotides long. The record is from the annotation of a GenBank genome assembly. Lineage: Eukaryota; Metazoa; Arthropoda; Insecta; Lepidoptera; Crambidae.